UUCAUGACUUUCUUUGAGGCCGUCAUCAUUGUCAUCAAACCUGCCCUUCACUUCUGCCAUCGUAUCAUUCCGAACCCAUCUCUGAAAGAAACAACAACAACAAAGCCUUUACCACGAGGCAAGAUAUGGAACAUCACCUCUCGGGCCAUCAACUACCGAACAUCCAACUACAGACUAUGCUUCCCGUCGAAUGCGGGGAAACUGGCGGCAUUGCGACUGGCAUAAUCGAAGUCUGAUCUACAGAAUACGGGGUACUCAAACUCUGGCCCGCUUCCCCAACUUCAUACCCCGGAUUGGUCGUCAUUGCUCGGCCAUCCUCCGAGUCGAUGUUGAUGUCGUACAACUGCACCCUCGGCUCAUGGCCGUGCCGCUAUAUAUCCGCACGCCCAGCGCCUUCACGCGUCACCUCUUCACCGUCAGGAAGAGUAUGCAUGAUACUAGUCUUUCUUCGGCUUCAAUCCCUCUUUCUGCUACAAGAUGGCGGUCUGGUAUGCUUUUGGUGUGGCAAUAUUUGCUGCCAUCGGAACAUUCUUGUUUGGGUUUGACACAGGCAUCGCUACGACAACAAUCGCCCAUGAAAGCUGGAUUGACUACAUGAAACACCCGUCAAAUGGCCUGACAGGAGCCGUUGUAUCAGUGUACAUCGCUGGCGAAGCAGUCGGCGCGCUCACUCAGACUGCAAUCGGAGAUAAACUCGGUCGACUUCGCUUUAUGGAGAUGUCGUGUGUUGUUGUCACCAUCGGAACAGUCAUCCAAACCGCGGCCGUGAAUAUUGGAAUGUUCCUUGCUGGCCGCCUGCUGGCCGGGUAUGCUGUUGGCGGAAUGGUUGCCACAGUCCCGAUCUAUCUCAGCGAGAUAUCAUCCCCUCGUUAUCGUGGCUUGAUUGGGGGCAUCUCAGGCUGCGGCAUCGCAUUCGGAACGAUGGCUUCGAACUGGGUCGGAUACGCCUGUAGCUAUGCACCCUAUGGUCAGGUCCAGUGGAGGGUCCCUCUGGCGAUCCAAAUCCCAUGGGGCAUCAUCAUGUUCGCCGGACUAGUCACCUUCAUGCCCGACUCUCCACGCCACUUGAUUCGAGUAGGUCAAAUUGAGAAGGCGCGCAGCGAGUUCAUCAGAGGCCGGCGGGAUUUACGUCCGGACAAGGCUCAUCAGGAGUUUUUGGAGAUGGUCGCGCAAAUUCAGUACGAGAAGGAGAGAGAGAUAACCUCCUACAAAGAUAUCUUCCGCAUGUUUCGACGACGCGCCUUAGUCUCGAUUGCCGUGCAGACCAUGACGAGUCUCACCGGCGUGAACGUCAUCCAGUACUACCAAACAACACUCUACAAAUCCCUCGGAAUUGACUCACACACCAUCUUAGCCCUAGCUGCUGUAUACGGCACCGUCGCGUUUAUAACUAAUUGCCUCACCACCAAGUAUCUCACAGAUCAGUGGGGUCGUCGCAAUAUGAUCCUAGCCGGCCUCGCCGGAAUCAUCGUCAUAGAGAUAUAUGCCGCUGUCAUGCAGCGAGAGUUCCAGAACACGGACAAUAGAGUCGGGAAAGGCUUUGCCAUCCUGGGAAUCUACCUGUUCGUGGUGGUCUACUAUGGUAUGCUCAACAGUACCACCUGGCUAUACGGCGCCGAGGUUCUGCCCAUUGCGCUUCGUAGCAAGAUCAUGGGACUGGCCGCAGCAUCUCACUUUAUAGUCAACGUCGCAAUCACCGAAGCCGGUCCCAGCGCCUUCGCGAACAUCCACGAGAACUACUACUACGUCUUCGUGGCCUGCACUGUUUUCUUCUUGGUUAUCGCCUAUUUCUACUUCCCGGAAACCAAACGCAAGACCCUGGAGGAGAUUGCCGCGUCGUUUGGGGACAAGGUGGUCGCGGCCGGCGAGCAAGGCGAGGAGGAUCCGGAUGCGAAGCCCCAUUCGCAGCGGGUGGAGGUUGUCUACGAAGGAUAGGCUCAGAGAAAAGAAGUAUCACUUUUCCGCCGCAACGCUUUCACGCUAUUCAGAAUAUGCGCUUG
Molecule: messenger RNA, 2000 nt
Organism: Aspergillus brunneoviolaceus CBS 621.78
Lineage: Eukaryota; Fungi; Ascomycota; Eurotiomycetes; Eurotiales; Aspergillaceae
Gene: hxt8
Product: putative MFS monosaccharide transporter (Hxt8)
Exons: 12
Coding region: 478-1935 (485 amino acids)
Biological process (GO): carbohydrate transport; transmembrane transport
Cellular component (GO): membrane
Molecular function (GO): carbohydrate:proton symporter activity
Source: RefSeq, a predicted model, not a curated record